Coffea arabica (coffee) is the source of this 1576-nucleotide messenger RNA. The record is from RefSeq and is a predicted model, not a curated record. NCBI's taxonomy places the organism in Eukaryota, Viridiplantae, Streptophyta, Magnoliopsida, Gentianales, Rubiaceae.
ACUUAAUAUACUUUCCUUGCCGCGCCUUUCCUCCGGUACUUGGGGUUGUGAUGAAUUUUGGCGCCUCCGACAGUUAAUAGUUUUUGGAGGAAAAUAAAGGGAAACCAUUUAUCUGUUUAUACAUUUGCCUUAGACAGACCAACUGUGUGUUGCGGAAGAACGAGAUAUGGAGGACAUUGGUGAUUAUUUGGACUUCGAAUUCGAGGAGCCCAGCAAGGUUCCUGCCGCCAUAACCAAGAAAAAGAAAAAGGUCAUAGGCUUGGAUGACCUUGUAGCAGAUUAUUAUCAGGAGAAAAGCAAGGUUAUUGAAAGGGAAUCCAAAAGGGCCAAGUCUGAAAAGCAGAUAUGUGAUUCUGAUGAUGAUUUGGAUGAAGAAGAUGCUAGACAAGUAAAAGAGUUUGAGGAUCAUGUUGAUGAGUUCCAAAAAGAUAUGGGUCAAAUAAGCAAUGAUGAUGACACACAUUUUUGGGGUUUUCAAGUUUUUGGAAAUCAGGAAGUGCUGUCUCCUGUGCGGUUUGCUGAAAUUGAUAGUUGUGAACUUUUACAGUCUUUCCAAAAUCACAAACUGAAUUCUAUGGUUGAACUCGAAAUGGAGAAAGGAGAAACUUUUCUUGAAGGAUUACUAACAAAUGGGUGGCUUUUGAAGUUGGUUUUUAUAAGUGGUCAGUUGGAGGAUUCCAUAGCAACAUGGACGUUCAAUCUCAUGUUGUAUUCAUCAAAGGAUGUGCUGAGAAGAAGUGCAUGUGACUUAUGGUGUAGCAUCCUUCUGCACAAAAACAAGCCGGACCAUUCGAGUAUCAAGUUGGUACGGGUACCUAGCCAUUCUGAACUAAAAAAAGCGCUUGAAGUAUAUGGCUUUCAAUUGGAUUCUUCUUCGAAGUCAUCGUCUGAUGUUGAGAUGGUUCGCUGGAGCUUAUUAAAACCAUGGAAUUCAGAGUAUGAUUCUGAUUGUCCAGGACCGCCUCAGAAUAUUCAAUACUGGAUUAAAUAUGUUAGAGUUUGCUUCCAAGUAAGGAACACAUGGCAAAUCUUAUCUUCAUCAGAGGCAGAGGAUUUGACAUAUAUAAUUAUCACUAUGUGUCUAGAUCGCGUAAUGUUGGGCCUCUCCGUGGUUCUACAUGAGUGUCUGGUUGCAGCUAUUAGUUACUUCAAAGAUGAUGAAUGGCAAGCAAGCUGUCACCAAAUAGCAAAAUGCCUUGCAUUAAGACUGCCUACAGAUGUAAAUUGCCUGAGAAUUGUAGACAGUAUCUCAGCAAUUGAUGGGCGUAGUAAGCACCUCAGAAGUGCUGUGGCUUUCCAAUUUCUUGUGAAAUGCUUUGAUGCUAAGGUACAACUUGAUGUCGGUAUCACUGUUAUAUCAAUUGAUGGUCUGCAACCAUUUGUACUUUUGUGCACAAUGUGUGUGUGUUAUCAUAGAAGAUACAUUUCUUGGCUGAUUGUUGGACAUAAGCUGCCCUUUUUAGACUUUUCUCCUACUUUACUUCAGAAUAAUUUUAUUUCCUAGUAACUCACUAUAUGUGAGCACCUAACCUUGCUGAAGCAUUCAUUAGCUUUGACAGAAGACAUCAGAUUCUGA